This is a messenger RNA of Dicentrarchus labrax (European seabass), 5580 nucleotides long. Its product is annotated as rho guanine nucleotide exchange factor 10-like protein. The transcript has 28 exons. The record is from RefSeq and is a predicted model, not a curated record. Lineage: Eukaryota; Metazoa; Chordata; Actinopteri; Moronidae. Gene Ontology annotation, cellular component: cytosol. The coding region runs from base 414 to 4325 and encodes 1303 amino acids. Gene Ontology annotation, molecular function: guanyl-nucleotide exchange factor activity; protein binding. Gene Ontology annotation, biological process: positive regulation of stress fiber assembly; SREBP signaling pathway; actin cytoskeleton organization.
CAACAUAUAUUUCUAUGUCCUAUAAAGUGUCAGUCAGCUCAGCCUACACACACAGUCUGCUAGGUCGUAAUAGUUCGGCUAAUCUCCGCCCAAACUAUAACCGGCUUUUCUCGGGGUAACGUUAGUAUAUGAAGCUGCUGCUCCUCUCUGAGCGGGACAGAGUGAGGGAGAGAAGGAGGAGAGAGAGAAACACACCAGGAAAACCCUGGAAAGAAGAUAAGCCUGUAUUUAACCAUGUUUUUGGAGUAGCAGUGUGACAGCUGGAGGACUGCUGGGGUGAGGAAGUACCUGCAGGAGCUUACUUAGCUUCCUAACGUAUAUAGCACCUUCCUUUAAACGGUUGGUCGGGACAGUCACAAACGGCCACAUUCUGCUGAUGUUGAGCUUAUUAAUGAGCUUGUGAUGACCUCCAGAUGUCAGUGUCUAUAUCUAAUGGGGCGUCACACGUAGAGGAAGAUAAGGAUGAAGAUGAGCAGGGGGAGAAGUUUGAGUUUGAUGAUGGGAAUGACAUCGGACCCCCAGAGAUGAGUGACCUGACCACGGACACAGCUGUGUCAAACCUUCACACCAAAACUAACACAACAACCAGUACAGGACCGAAGGGCCAAUACUGCUCAGAUAUGGAGGUCAGAGAGUUACCAGAGGGACGUUCCCCCUCCUCUGAUAUGGGAGUGACUGGAGAGUCAGAGAGCUUCUGGAAAGCGAGCAGUAUUUAUGAAGCCCAGACAUCACAUCGAGCUAAGGAGUGGCUUAGUGUGGUUUCAGAGCUCACACUGCGAUUGAACAAAGGACAGCCUUCUUUUAUGCCAGAAGGCUGUCAGCAGGACACUGCUGAGGCUGAGGUGUCCUCACCAGUCAGUCCACUGACGGAACAUCACACAGCUGGUGUAGACGGACAAACCAACCAGAGUACAAUGACCUGCAGCCCAGACAGUGUGGUCAGAGACCCAGAAGUCAUCUAUGAUGAUGUGCCUGCUGAGAAUACGCAGCACCCAGUGGUAGAUGUUGAUGACAUCUAUGAAGACAUCCAGAGACCUGAUCACUGUGGCUCCAACGGCUGGAGCUUCAGUGAGUUUGAGAAUUAUGAUGAGCUGUCAGACAGUGAGACUGUUCCUGUAGCCCUCAGCAGCAGCAAGCUGCCUGCCGAUGUGCUCAGCCUGAAGGAGCGUUGUGCUGUCACCAGGAGGGAAUUGGCGGUGCGUCUCAGUUCACCUCAUGUUGCUCACAUCAGACAGAGCUGUGACACCAAGGUGCAGCAAAUGAUGAAAGCAGCAAGGAAUGGUACCAAGGACAGUUUAGAAAAGACAAAGUUAGCCAUGAUUCGCAAAGUGUCUUUCCUGCAGAGAAAAGACUCAGCAGGUGAGGGAAAGGAUGACGCAGGUUACAUGGAUGUGUCUGUGUAUGAGUUAAGGCACCCUCCACCACAACUCUGCCCCAUGCCGGAGGGGCUCAGCAGUCAGCAGGUUGUCAGACGUCUCAUCCUCAGCUCCAUCGUGCAGAGUGAGAGCAGCUACCUGGACUCUCUCAAGAGAAUCCUCCAGGAGUACCAGAAGCCUUUGCUGGAGCCACAGAGCUGUAUCCUUAACCCCAAGAAGGUGCGGCAGAUCUUUUAUCGUCUGCAGGAGAUCCAUCAGUGCCAUUCAAUGUUCCAGAUAGCUCUGGCAUCCCGUGUGGCAGAGUGGGAUCACAGUGAGAGGAUUGGAGACCUGUUUGUCGCCUCGUUUUCGAAGUCCAUGGUUCUGAAUGUGUACAGCGACUACAUCAACAACUUCACCAAUGCCAUGGCACUGAUCAAGAAGGCCUGCAUGUCCAAACCUGUUUUCUUGGACUUUCUUAAGAAGAAGCAGGCAUCCAGUCCAGACAGAAUCACUCUGUAUGGCCUAAUGGUCAAACCCAUCCAACGCUUUCCUCAGUUCAUUCUGCUGCUGCAGGACAUGUUGAAGAACACUCCAAAGUCCCACACUGACCGGCUGCCACUGCAGCUGGCUCUUACUGAGCUGGAGACCCUGGCCGAGAAACUCAAUGAACAGAAGCGUCUUGCUGAUCAGGAGGCUGAGAUCCAGCAGUUAGCACACAGCGUUGGGGACCGCAGCCUUCACAAGCUGCUGAACUCCGAGCAGAGGCAGCUGAUUCAGUGCGAACUGCUGACUGAAAUUGUUUAUGGGGAUAAAGGUCAAGUUCUCAAGUCGAAGGAGCGAAAGGUCUUUCUCCUCAACGACACCCUGAUUUGUGCCAAUGUCAACCUGAAGGGUUCCCCUGACAUCAGCAGCCUGGUUCUUGUUGGUCCUAAGUACAUGGUGAAGUGGUGUGCCCCCCUGCUGCAGACCCAGGUGGUGGAGGUGGGACAGGACAGUCUCCAAAGCAGGACAGCCAGACGUCAGAGCUCCACCUCCAGCACUACAGGUAAAGUGUUCCUGGGUCCUCCCAGACUGUACCAGGAGCUAGAGGAGCUGCAGCAUGAUCUGGCUGUGGUGGAGGAGGUCUCACUGCUGGUGGGCACGCUCAAUGGAACCUACCAGAAUCUGAACACCACAGUAUCUCAGGACUGGUGUUUGGCUCUGCAGAGGCUUAUCCGUUUGAAGGAGGAGGAGAUCCAGAAUGCCAACAAGUGUCGCCUGCGCCUGUCUGUACCAGGCAAACCUGACAAGUCUGGUCGUCCAGUGAGCAUCAUGGUGGUCUUCAACACUCCCAGCCCCAUCUGUAAGAUCUCCUGGGUGAACCGGCUCCACCUAGCCAAGAUAGCUCAGAGACAGGAAAACACACCAGGGUGGGAAUGUGCUGCAGAAGAUUGGAAGACAAAAGCUCCCUUCAGUUGUCCACUGUUGACCUGCAAACUUCCUGUCUUCUCCUCCAAGACACAAACUUUGAAGCUGGAGGCUGCUCUCCACAGUCCAUCUCAGUCCAACCUGCUUGGUUUCUGCACUGCCAGUACGUCCUUACCACAGGGUUACCUCUGGGUUGCUGCUGGAGGAGGCACCUCCAAUCAUGGCCAAGUGGACAUCUUUUCCCUGAACCGUGCCACCCCUCGACUUGUCAAGACUGUCCCAAUGAGGGCCCCAGUGCUCUGUCUGGAGUAUGUUAAAGAGCUAUGUCCCAGCACAGAGAAGGAGGCAAAGAAGGCUCAUACUGCAGCCAAGAUAGGAAACAUCAUUUGCGUUGGCCUGCAGGACAGCAGCAUCCAUGUGUUUAGCAGUGUGGACACAGCUGUUCAGUGUCUGCUGACCCUGGUCAACCUCGACAGCUGUCCAGUCCUCUGCCUCAAACACUCGCUGUCCUUCCUCUUCGCUGGACUGGCUAGCGGCAAAGUAGCUGUGUACCACAGAAGAACUGGAGAGAGACUGUGGGAUGUGGACUCGUGCAAGCUGGUGUCUCUGGGCUCUGAGCCAGUCGGCAGUCUGCUGACACUUGAAGAUGCCGUAUGGGCCAGCUGUGCCAACCAAGUCACAGUGAUCCAAGGAUCCAGUCUUCACACACAGAGUUUCGAAGCCCACUCUGAUCCAGGCUGCAGUGUUAGCCACAUGGUCCGUUCAGGUGGGGGGGUUUGGAUGGCCUUCACUGACGGCUCCUCUAUUCACCUGUUUCACACCGAGACCUUGGAACCACUGCAGGAAGUCAAUGUCUCCACCCACGCUGCCCAUCUGACACCAGGUCAAGUUUAUGUCUCCAGCUUGCUGAUCUGCCAGGGCCUGCUCUGGGUGGGGACCAGCCAAGGCAUCAUCCUCACUUUCCCUGUACCCACCCUGGAAGGCAUCCCCAAGAUCACCGGUAAGGGCAUGUCAUCGCUGAAUGCUCACUGUGGUCCCGUGGACUUCCUGGUGUCGACCUCCAGCACCCUGGCCUCCGACUUGCUCAGACGGGACUCAAUCCUCAAUGGCAGUGAGGAAAGUAAAGCUGAUGAUGGAGGAGUUCACAGGUUGGAGCAGAGCAGUUACCACCAGGACACAGAAGUUCCUCCAUCAAGGGAGGAGAAGCCCAAGCGUCUCCUGCUGCAGUACCGCCUCCACUCCACCUGCCAGCUUCCUGGGAAGCUGCUGUCAGCACAGCCCGAGCAGGGGAACCCAAGAGCCCCCACAGACUCCCUGGAGCACAGCCCAGAGGAUGGUUCCAUCUAUGAAGUGAGUGAGGACCCCGACGUGUGGGUGAGGGGACGGCCCGUGGAGCUGGGGAAGGAGGGGGAGGCCAGGCGCAGCAAAGUCACUUCAACAGCCAUCGUCUCCGGUGGCAGAGGACACCGCAGGAUAGGACAGACCACAGCAGACACCUGCUCAGACUCCACUGAAAACACACUGCUGGUGUGGCAGCUCCCUCUUACUCUCAGCCAAUGACAGACAAGCAUGUCACUUGACUCAGUGAUUGUGCUUCUGGACACAUGAGUGGACUCAAAUGAGCCAAGGACCACCUCUGACAUGUUCAUGGUUUUCUGGUGUUCCACUUAAUGACUUAAAGCUGAAGUAGGUCAUUUUUAUAAUCAUAUCUUUUGUCAUAUUUGCUGAACCUUUCACUAUAUUCUGACCGUACUACAUGAGACAGAUAAUCUGUGAAAAAAAAGUUUUUCUGGCUCCUCCUACUGCUCCCAAGGGUAUUUACAAGAAUCCACUAGGCCAAACAUUAGAGACAGCAGAAGCUUGGCGUAAAAAACAGAGAAGUUUGAGUCACUGAUGAACAUCCAUGGCUUUGACCUGGGCACUCGCUACAUGGAGGGAAUAGCCUUGUGUUCUUUGCAGUUGACACUGACUGCUACAAGUGCGUAGCUGUGUAGAAAAUUAUCUUGACAGACCCCCAGAGUAUGAACCAUGCCUUGCGGGAAAUCAAGAUCAUCAGACGCCUCGACCAUGACAAUAUUGUCAAGGUAUUUGAAACAUUGGGCCCAAAUGGUCGCAGCCUAACAGAGGAUAGGGUGUCCCUAACAGAGGUCAACUCAGUCUACAUCAUAGAGGAGUACAUGGAGACAGACCUGUGUCAGCUGCUGGAGAAGGGCCAUGGCUCAUCAGCUUCUUAAGCACAUCAACUCUGCAAAUGUGCUACACCGUGACCUCAAGCCUGUCAACCUGUUUGUCAACACAGAGGAUCUGGUACUGAAAAUCAGGGACUUUGGGCUGGUCCGUUUCAUGGACCCCCACUACUCUUACAAGGGUCCUCUCUCUGAAGGCCUGGUCACCAAGUGGUACAGAUCUCCUCGCCUGCUGCUCUAUUCAGUAAACAUCAUUUAUUUCUAGCAGAUAUGCGAUAUUUAUUUUAUCACCAUGUGUUAUUUCAGUGGGGUUAUUGAAAAUUGAGGAGGUGGACACACUUCUAUUUUCAUAUCAGCACUAUAUGGGUGUGUAAGUGUUCCUUUGUUUAAUGGUAGUAUGCACAUUGUUCUGUUGUGUUCUAAAAGAAGUUCAGUCUUUCCAUUUUCCACCAAUAUUGUCCAAAAUAAUUAAUUAAUAUCAUUUAUUUCUUUUGUCCUUUAUUUAUAGGUGAAGUAUGUCUCUAGUGGAGAAAUUGUUUUAUGGUUUUAAGAACGUAAUGUAAUGGUAUGUAAUGUAAAACUUUGCAUUGAGGCAAGAGAAAGGUAUAUUAAAAGUUAAGUUAAUGUGA